Molecule: messenger RNA, 452 nt
Organism: Ambispora gerdemannii
Lineage: Eukaryota; Fungi; Glomeromycota; Glomeromycetes; Archaeosporales; Ambisporaceae
Source: the annotation of a GenBank genome assembly
GACUUGUUUCUGGAUAUUUUAUGUUACCUGAAACGCGUAAUAUUGAUCGAAAAUCUGAAUACAAGCCUGAGAGUGAACCGUUACUUUAUACGAAACAUAAUAAUCGCUCGGAUGACGUUGGAUCAUCUUCAUCUUUUAUAGAAUUAGUUCUCUCAAUGAUUACAAACACUGUUUCACGAGAGGUUCUUGGCACUGUAAAUGGAAUAGGACAAACAAUAGCAUCUCUUUCUCGUGCUAUUGGACCUGCGUUAGGAGGAACUCUUUGGGCUUGGUCUUUGAAUAAUAAUCUCGGAUUCCCAUUUGAUCAUCAUUUUAUCUUCGUUGUGAUCGCCAAUACAGAUCAAGCCUUUUAUGCAUCAUUACGACCAAAACCUACAGAUCAAGUUUUUUGUGCAUCUUUACGACCAAAUCCUAUUGAAAACUCCUUAACGAAUUUGAAUCAAAUACUAUAA